Molecule: messenger RNA, 1335 nt
Organism: Trichoderma reesei QM6a
Lineage: Eukaryota; Fungi; Ascomycota; Sordariomycetes; Hypocreales; Hypocreaceae
Product: succinate semialdehyde dehydrogenase
Exons: 6
Coding region: 1-1335 (444 amino acids)
Molecular function (GO): aldehyde dehydrogenase (NAD+) activity
Source: RefSeq, a predicted model, not a curated record
AUGCAUCUCAUCGACUUUACCAAGUUUGCAAACAUCGUAGACGGCACCCGUCGCUCGUCUGAGAGUUUCUACACUGGCACAAACGCGGCGACUGGAUCAUCGCUAUGGCAGACCCCUGUUGCUACAAGCCAAGACGUCGAAGAUGCGGUUGUCGCUGCGCGAAAGGCAUUUGGUUCCUGGGCAGCGAAAACGUACAAGGACCGGACUGAGCUGCUUGAAAGGUUUGCCGAUAUAUUUUUGGCCCAUGCAAACCAGUUUAUCGAGCUGCUAGGUGCAGAAACGGGUCGAAGUUAUGAAAUAUCAGAGAAAAGGCAAGAGGAUGAGACGAAAUAUACGAUUGUCCGAUACGAGCCUCUGGGGGUCGUGGCAGCGAUAUGUCCAUGGAAUUCAAUUGGCAAAAUUGCCCCAGCGAUAGCCACAGGAAACUGUGUCAUCGUGAAGCCAUCGCCAUUUGCCCCAUACACGGCGUUAAAACUGGUUGAGUUGGCUCAACAGGUAUUUCCUCCAGGAGUAGUACAAGCUUUGGGAGGAGAUGAUCAUCUAGGUCCCCAGCUCGUCCGUCAUCCAGGAAUUCAAAAGAUAUCAUUCACUGGGUCAACCAUUGCUGGCAAGAAGAUUAUGGAGGCCUGUGCCGGGACGGUCAAGAGGCUGACUUUGGAAAUGGCCGGAAAUAAUCCAUCGCUUGUUCUUCCAGACGUUGACAUCGAGAAAACAGCUCCUUUGAUAGCUGCUGGCCUAUGGUUCAACGCAGGUCAAAUCUGUCUCGCUAGCCGCCGAUUAUACAUCCACGAAACCAUCUAUGAGAGCUUUGUUGACGCACUUGCACGAGCCACAAACUCCGCUGCCAAAGAUGUCGUGGCCAACGUGGGCCCUGUGCAGAACUAUAUGCAACUGAAGAAAUUGCAGGCGUUGUUUGAAGAUAUUCGCAAGCGGGGAUACAAAAUCAGAACCGAACAGGCCGGGAUACGCGAUGGGGAGGGGUUUUACGCCUUUCCUACGAUUGUGGAUAAUCCGCCCCCUGAUUCGACCAUUGUCAAGGAGGAACACUUUGGCCCCGUCAUCCCAUGUAUACCGUUUUCUGACGUUGAUGAAGCAAUUCGUCUUGCCAAUAACACGGAAAGUGGGCUCGCGGCGAGCAUCUGGACGAACCAAAUGGAACUUGCCGAAGACAUUGCCAGGAGGCUAGAGGCGGGAAAUAUCUUUAUUAAUGGGCCACCUCAACCAGAUCCGUUUGUCCCCUUUGGGGGCCACAAGCAGAGCGGUAUCGGGGUUGAGUAUGGGCUUGAAGGCUUGUUGAGCUACUGCCAGAUCAAGUCGAUAUACAAGUAUCAAUGA